AUGGUGCGGUAUACAAUUAUGAAGCGUCUUACGAAAAUUCUUGCAUCUAUUUUUUUUAUUAUUACCGUUGUCACUAUUUAUCUAGCAUUUGAUUUUGCAAUAACUAAUGCUUUGUCAACUAAACAACAUUCAACCGAUAAAUAUAAAACGGAAUCUCCUUUAUCAUUAAUGAAAAUUAAAAAUACUAAUGAAACAUUAAAACAUAAUAGCGAUAAUCAACCUAGUCAUAAUAUUAUAAAGCCAGAUCGUCCAGUACGUAGUCUUAAAGCUAAACAACGACUUGUUAAACCUGCUCAAUUUCAUAAAAGAGUAAGUACAGCAGCACCAAAUUACUAUUGUAAUACUGUCGAAUUUACAUUGUCUUCUUCGGAUCAUUCCGCAUCGAAACCAACAUUGAACUGCUCUUUGCAAAAGUGCAAUGUCAGUUCGAAUGAGAACACCUGUCUUUCUUCAACAACACCCUGCUUUGAUUACCGUACAUUCAAUAAUAUUAGCUAUUGUGCACCAGGUAUUCUAUGUUCAAUCUUGGAACCUUGCAAUAAUGUUACCUACAAUUGUGCAUCAAAUACUUCUGUAUGCGUUAUUAAUUCGUGUUGUUCAUCACAAGCAGUAUGUUUACCACCAGCAUCGUUAGAUUUUUGCAGAUCAGGAUGGUUCAACACUGGCAAGAUGAAUGAUCCACGCUUCUAUCAUACACUAUCCGUACUCCUAAAUGGAAAAAUACUGGCUAGUGGUGGUUUACAAAGCGAUUAUUCUUUUUCAAUGACCACCGAGUUGUAUGAUUCAUCGAUAGGAACUUGGUCAAACACUGGUAGUAUGAAUUUUCUCCGAUAUUAUCAUACAGCCUCCGUCUUAGCAAAUGGAAAAGUCUUAGUUGCUGGUGGGUAUCAUAAUAUAUAUUUAAACAGUAGCGAGCUAUAUGAUCCAUCAACAGGAACUUGGACAUACACUGGUAGUAUGAAUUUUGGACGGCAUGGCCACACAGCAUCGGUUUUAACAAAUGGACAGGUGUUAGUUACUGGUGGAGCUGGUGGUGGUUAUCGAAGUAGCACAGAGUUGUAUGAUCCAUCAACAGGAAUUUGGACAAACACUGGUAACAUGAAUUUCGCACGAUAUUAUCACACAGCAUCUACCUUAGCAGAUGGCAAAGUUUUAAUUGCUGGCGGUAUAGGUACUGCUGCUUAUUCUCUGAAUAGCUCUGAGUUGUAUGAUCCAUCGACAGGAACUUGGACAAACACUGGUAGUAUGAAUUAUGCCCGGCAAUUACACACAGCAUCCAUUCUAGCCAAUGGCAAAGUUUUAAUUGCCGGUGGAAUAGGUACUAACGGCUAUUCUCUGAAUAGUACCGAGUUGUAUGAUCCAUCGACAGGCACUUGGACAAUCAGUGACAGUAUGAAUAACUUACGGCAUCUACACGCAGCAUCAAUAUUAACGAAUGGAAAAGUUUUAGUUACUGGAGGAUCGGGCAGUACAUAUCUAAAUAGUAGCGAGCUAUAUGAUCCCACAACAGGAACUUGGACGUACACUGGUAGUAUGAAUUUUGCAAGAUAUUCCCAUACAGCAUCUAUCUUAGCAGAUGGCAAAGUUUUAAUUGCUGGUGGAGUUGGUAGUACAAUUCUGAAUAGUGUCGAGUUGUAUGAUUCAUCAACAGGAACUUGGACAAAUACUGGUAGUAUGAAUUAUGCCCGAGAAUUACAUACAGCAUCCGUCUUAGCCAAUGGAAAAGUCUUAGCUGCUGGUAACUAUAUAAAUAGGACGGAAUUGUUUGACUCAUCAACAGGAAUUUGGACAGACACUGGUAUUAUGAAUUAUGCCCGACGAUUCCACACAGCAUCCGUUUUAACAAAUGGAAGUGUACUAGUUUCUGGUGGAACCGGUAUCAGCGAUGUGUCUGUUGAUAGUGCUGAGUUAUAUGAUCCAUCAACAGGGAAUUGGAUCAAUGCUACCAGUAUGAACAGUAUACGACAUCUGCAUGCAGCAUCUGUAUUAGUUAAUGGAACUGCAUUAGUCACCGGUGGGUAUCUAUUUCUGGUUCCGAGUAACACUGAAUUAUAUUAA
Molecule: messenger RNA, 2058 nt
Organism: Rotaria socialis
Lineage: Eukaryota; Metazoa; Rotifera; Eurotatoria; Philodinida; Philodinidae
Source: the annotation of a GenBank genome assembly